AUGGAUAGAGACAAGAGUAAUAAUAAUAAUAUAUUAAAUGUAAAUACUGCAAAUAACGUGUCUAAUUCAAAUAUUAAUGAUUCAGACCUUCCAGAAACAAGACAUGAGCUUUAUCUGAAUAAUUUAGAUGUAGAAAAUUAUGAAAAAAUGAAAAAUGAAAAUGAAAGGAUUACAAAUAUGGAACAUGCACAUUGGAAUUACGGUAAUGAGAUAUCAAGGCAAACUUAUGCAAAUAGUGCAGGUAAUGUGAACAGUGUAAGUAAUGUGAGUUGUGCGAGUAAUGUGAGUAGUGCAAACAAUGCGAAUGAUGUGAACAGUGUGAAUAGUGCGAAUGAUGUGAACAGUGCGAAUAGUGUGAGUAAUGUGCAGAGUACGGGUAAUAUGAACGGUCCGAAUGGUGCAAAUAUAUUUAUGGCAAGCAGUGGUAUUCUGAACUAUCCAAAAAAUAUGCACAUGGGAAGUAACAAUAUGCUAGUACAAAACAAUAUGGGAUACAUAGAUUCAAAUGUACUGAAUUACAAUAAUGUCUAUAAUAGCAUUCAGAAAAUUUAUAAUGAUAUUAAUAACCCCUUUUCCGCGCAGAUAAAUACAAUGGAACAUAAUAUGCAAAACGCAAAUGCUGCUCAUCCUUUUAAUAUAAUGAAAUAUCUAGAUUAUGGUAAUUCUAACAACUAUAUAUAUGGCCAAGGUGUGUUAAGUAAUAGUAGUGCAUCGGAAAACGCUCAAAAUUAUUCAAAUAGCUCUAGUCCAUAUAGAAACGAUUAUUUGAAAUUUAAUUUGAACUCGGGGAAUAUUAUGAAUAAUAAUUUAAACUAUUCUAAUAUGUCUAGUUCUAAUAAUAUUAAUCCUAAUAUAUAUAAUAGCAAUAUAACAGCACCUAAUUUAAACAUAAUGAAUUAUAAACCUAUUAACGCUAAUAGUAACGUUAAAUAUCCUACUUCUAAUAUGUUUGAUUUUGCGCACAACGGAAAUGUGAAUUCAUUAAUCACUAGGGAUUUGAAUAUAAACGAAUUCAACAAAAUGAAUUUUCAGGAAUCGGAUUUAUCUAAUUAUACGUAUAGAAAUUUGAAAAAUAUAAAUUUUCCUUCAAAUUGUCCUACGUCUUCUUAUAAUAUGGUUUCGAACAAUACAGUUUCAAAUAAUACGGUUUCAAACAAUGCGGUUUCGAAUAACACGGUUUCAAACAAUACAGAUUUAAAUAAUAUGGUUUCAAAUAAUAUGGUUCCAAAUAAUAUGGUUUUAAACAAUAUAGUUUCAAAUAAUACUGAUUCUAAUAGCUAUAUUUUCUCAAAAAAUAACACGUUUUCAAAUCAUAACUUUUUAAAAAUGAAUGCUUUAAAUUGUACUGAAUCUAACGUCAUAAAAGAAAAUUUAAAUGUAUUAAAUUUUUAUGAACCCACUGUUCAAAGUUGUAAUGAAAAAAUGAGAGAACUAAAUUAUGAAUAUUUCCGUAUGGAUGAAGAACGAAGAGAAGAAGACGUGUGUAGGAUGAAUGGAAAAGAAAAGGAAAAAAAUAAAAAAAAGAAAAAAACUCAUCUAACAGACAACAAUUCUAGCAAUCAAAAAAUAAAACAUACAUGUGAACACAUGGUAUCAGAUGAGCGUACGGGUAACCCAAAAUUAAAGGAAAGGGCUUUUAACAUAGACAAUAAUGGCAAUAUUGUAAAUGAGUUUCACAACACAAAUGACAGGAGGAGUAAUCUAAAAAAUGAAGACACUGCGAUGACGACAAAAAAAAAUAAAAAUGACAAAAAUGGUAAAAAUGGCAAAAAUGGCAAAAAUGGCAAAAAUGGAAAAUAUUGCAAAAAAAGUAAAAAUAGCAAAAAUAAUAAAAAUAGGAAGAAUAAUAAAAAUAGUAAGAAUAAUAAAAAUAGUAAGAAUAAUAAAAAUAAUAAGAAUAAUUUAUCCAAUAAUGGUGAAAUUUUAAAAAAUGAAGAAGAAAAUGUUAACUUGUUAAAAGAUGAACAUAAAAGGAAUAAUGACAAAGGUACGGAGGAAAAAGAUUCUAGAAAUACUAAUAAUACAAAUCAGGUUAUUGUAAAUAAACGAAGUAGUAAUGUUUUGAGAAAUUUAAUCGAUUUUCCUGACAUACAAAAACAUCACAUGGAACAUAAUAUGGUGUGUAGUAAAAAAAAGGGCAAAACAAAAAUCUUAAAAGAUGAAGUCAUUGUCACUUCAGACUUAUCUAAAGGAGAUAAGAAAACUAAUAAUAUAGUAUCAGGCACGGGAAAGGAAAGUUUAGAAAAUAAUAAAAUAAAAUUGGUACUGCAAGGGCGUAAUAAUGAUUACUGUAACAAUAACAAUGACAACAGUAACAAUGGAAACGAUAACAAUUGUUACAAUAACAGCGGAAACAAUAGAAAUGGUAGAUCUCUUUCAAAAUAUGAUUUUCUUAUGAGUAGAAACAUAAUUUUCAACAGUGUGUGCGUAGGACACAAGGAAGGGAAAUACCCCGCAGAAAUUAAAAAUUCUGAAGAGAAGUAUAUUAAUUUAUUGGGGAUAAACAAUAACAAUAAUGAUAAUAAUGACAAAAAUGAUAAUAAUGAUAAUAAUGACAAAAAUGAUAAUAAUGACAAAAAUGAUAAUAAUGACAAAAAUGAUAAUAAUGACAAUAAUGACAAUAAUGAUAACAAUACCAUAAUUGAAAAAAAAAGAAAGUUUAAAGGCACAAAUGAAAUAAUAAAGAAUAACACAAAUGAUAAUGCAGGUGUCGAAUUAGAAUUAUAUGAUAACUAUGAAAAAAAAAUAAAAAGAAUUCAAGAAGAGAAAAAUUGGGGUGAUAAUAAAACAAUAAUAAAUAAGGGGAAAGGAAAAAAUAAAGAAGAAUUAUCCAAUACAAAAAACACGAAAAAAGAAAAUACAAAAUAUAGAGAAAUAAUAAAUAAUGAACAAGAAAAUAUUAAUAAUAAAAUACAGAAAGACAUUAUAGUAACAAAAAAAAACAACAGCUAUUUUGACAAUAAUAAUAACAAAGAAAACAAAGAGAAAAAGCCAACAUUUUCAGAAUACGCAAAAGAAUACGAGUUAACAAAAUUUAAGGAUGCAAAGAAAGUAAAAGAAAAAGAUGAUGGUACAAAACAGAAAAAUAGCAAAAAUUAUGAGUAUGAUGAAGCAAUUAAAACAAAUGAUAGAAUGAAAUGUAGACAAAUUGUUGUGCAUCUUCAAAAUGAACAAAACAGAAUUAAUAAAUUGGAUAAGCAAACUGUUGAAGUAAUAAAAGACAAAGAUAAUAUAAAUAAAGAAAUAAAGAAAAUGGGGAGUAACGAUGAAAAACAUGUGAAUGAGACAUAUGGAAAAGUUAAAUCUUUUCCAGGAAAAAUUACAAAAAAGAAGAUAGAAAUACAUGAAGAGGAAACGAGUUGCAUUAGAGAAAACAUCAUAACAAUUGACAGCAGUGAAUGUAGUAAUUUUGAUAGUAAAAAUAUUGUAUUUAGAAAAGUUGGAAAUAAAGAUUUCAUAACAGAUGAAUUUAAUUAUGAAUAUAAUGCAGCACAUAAAGUAAAAGGACAGCCAAGCUAUGUAAAUAAAUCGAUAUAUGAAAUAAUUGAACUAAGUGAUGUUCAAAAUGAAGUGACAAUAAAAAAGGAAUGUCAAUUAGCUAAAGGAAAGGAAAAUAAGAAAUGGAAUAAGAAGAAUGAAAUAGUUAUUGAGGACAUGAGCGAAAUGUCUACUACUAGUAAACGUGUAAUAAUAAAAAAAGAAGGAUUAAAAAUAGACGCAAAUGAUAACAAGGCUGCUAUUAAUGAUAGUAAUAAUAAGCAAGAUAAUAAUAAUAAAAAAAAUGAUGGUGAUAAAAUCUACAAGACAAAGAGCAGAGUUGGUAACGAAUGCAAUGUAGCACUUUUGAAUAAGAAUGUUCAUGUAAAAGAUAAUAUAGAAGACACAGACAAUGCAAAUUUUGUCCAGGAAAGGUUAAAUACACGUAGUAAUGAGAAUGCCGAUGUGUGUAAAGAAAAUAAUAUAGUAAAUAAUGUGGAAAAUAAUAUAGUGAAUAAUGUGGAAAAUAAUAUAGUGAAUAAUGUGGAAAAUAAUAUAACAAAUAAUGUGGAAAAUAAUAUAGCAAAUAAUGUGGGAAAUAACAUAAAAAAUGAUAUAGGGGAGAACGCAACUGUUGAAAGAGAGGAAAUAAAAGAUAAGGGUAAUGAACCAAUUACCAAGUCUGUGGCUGAUGGAAAGGUGAACAACAAUGUUAAUAGCAAUGUGAACAGUAAUGUAAACAGCAAUAUAAAUAGUAAUGUAUACGGUGAUUAUGAUAAGAAAAAUAGUGCUAAAGAUUUAAUAAGGAAUUUAUAUUCUUCAACUGAUGGUAAUAAUGAUAUAAUAAAUAAUAAAAAAAAAAAAUUUUGGUCCAAUUUAGGUAUUAUCAGUUAUGUAGAUAACUUUGUUGGUAAAGGGUCCUACGGAAGUGUUCGAAAAGUUUUAUAUAAUGUUGAUCUAAAUGUAGAACAUUUAAAAUUUUAUGUUGAUAAAAUAAAUAAUAUAGAUUUUGUAAAAUUGUUAAUAGAUUGUAGUCGUAUGCAAAAUUUUUUGGAGUAUAGUGAUAUUGGAAAGGAUUCGGUAUUUGAUUUUCCACUAACAUUCAGCAUGUCUCAAAAAAUGAAAGGAAUUAAGACAAAUUCAGAAAAUGGCACAGUUGGAUAUAUAUGCAGUGAGCAAAAUGAAAGCAAAUCGAAAGAUUUAAAUGGUUCUGAUAAAGAUUUAUUACCAAGCAGUAAAGAAGGAGGUCAUUGCUUAUGUUGUCACCGCAAAAGAUACUUCGAGUUGGCCAUAAAAGAAAUCGAUGUUAGUAAAAAAGGAAAUGAUUAUCAAUUUUUAAGAGAGCAAGAAUUAUUAUGCCAUUUUAAUAGUAAUGUUAUAAAACCAUUAAGUACGAAAAUGGGUAAUUCAAAAGAAAAACAGAAUUAUGAAAUAUUAAUGCAUUGUGCAAAUGGUGAUUUACGUAAGUUAUUGCAGAAUUUAAUUUAUCAUAGAAAAAAAGAAUUUGAAAAAAGAAAAAAAGUUAAUAAGAUUUUAAAAAUAAUACAUUUAUUAUUUAGAAAAAAAUAUAAAUGUUACAAAAAUGAAAAUGAUAAUAAUAUAUGUAUAGGUUUAUGUUAUGAAAAAUUAAAAAAAAUAAGAAUGAAAUUAAAUAAUACUACAGUGGAAAUAAAACAUCCAACAUUCGAUUAUAUAUACGAUAAUAUAAAAGUAUAUAAUUGUGGUUUAACUGAAUCAGAAUGUAAAUUUCUUUUUUUUCAAAUUGUAAAUGGUAUCAGCUUCUUGCAGACAUGUUACCAAUCAAAUAUUAUACGUUUAACAGACAUAAAAUUACAAAAUAUUUUAGUCUUUACUGAUAUGUACAAUAUAUAUAACCCAAUGAAAUGGCAUUUAUGUAUAUCAGAUUUUGGUUGUUCUGCAAUGGAAUAUGCAACCUAUUAUUUAGAAAAUUCUAAAAAUUAUAUGAAUGUGUAUGUAAAAUUAUUAAAUGAAUGGAAAAAUCAGUUUCAAAAUCAGUUAUGUUCAUAUUUUCAAGGUACAGUAUAUACUAUGGCACCUGAGGGAUUAUGUUAUGAUUAUAAGGGAAAUUAUAGACAAUCAAAAUAUAAUAAAUUAAUUUAUUUUUAUCAGCAGAAUUUUGGGGAUAUAGAAAAAAGGUUUAAAGAACUACAAAAACCCUUGGUCUCAAUUAAAAAUUCUAUAAAAAAUUUUGAUAUAUUAAACAUAAAUUCAUCUUCCAAUUUUCAUUUCGUGAGCCAACAAGGGGAAAAACAGGAAAGUGCAAGUGGAAGUGGAAGUAACGGUGGAAACAACUGUAACAAUAACAGUAGGAAUGUUGUAGGGGAAAAGAACAGCUCAGAUAAGGACUCAUCGAAACAAAAGAAUGAAGAUGCAGAAAGUCGGAAAAAUUCAAAUAGUGAAAAAAAUAAUGCAAAUGAAAAAAUUAACCCAAAAGAGAAAAAUAACCAAAAAGAAAAAAUUAACCAAAGUGAAAAAAAUAACCCAAAUGAAAAAAAUAAUACAAGUGAAAAAAAUAAUGCAGGUGAAAAUAAUAACAAGUUAAAUCCUAAUGCAACGGAAUAUCUACCUUUCGAUGUAAGAUGUGAUAGUUGGUCUUUAGGAAUAAUUCUAGCUGACUUAGGAAAAUGUGGAGUCAGUUCUUAUGAAUACAUGGUUUCACAAAAAUCGAAUGAAAAAUCUAUUAAUUCUGUGUGGAAAGGAAAACCUGUAGACAUCAACAGCAUAAUAAUAAACGAUCUAAAUGUUUCAAAUGAUGAGGAAACUUUUUAUUUAAAAUGUAUAAUGAAUUAUUACGAUAUUGUUAGCAUGGAGUGGGAUGACGAAAACUUGCAAAAUGAGAAAAUAAAAAAGUGUAUGAAUAGAGAUAAAAAAGGAGCGAGCUCGAAAAAAGGAAAUGAAAAGGACAACGCUGGUAAAAGCGGCAAUAAGGACAGCGGUAAGAAUGGACAUAACAGUGGUCAUAACGACGAUAAAAGCGGACAUAACAAUGGCAAUAAUAACGAUAAAAGCGGACAUAACAAUGGCAAUAAUAACGAUAAAAGCGGACAUAACAAUGGCAAUAAUAACGAUGAAAACAGACAUAACAAUGGAAAUAAUAACGAUAAAAACAGACAUAACAAUGGUAAUAACAACGAUAACAAAAAUGGGGUUAAUAAUACUGAGGUCAGUAAGUGCAACUCUGUGGAAACGCAAAAGAAAGAAAACCAAGGUUUGAAAAAACAGGUAUCCAGGAAAAAUUGCCACACUAGUGAUAUCUCUAAGGGUUCUGGGGAGAACGAAAAAAAUAAAUUACAGAAUGGAUGUUUAAGUAAAAACAACCGUAAUGAUGAAAGAGAAAGUAAGGGUGCACCUAAUGAUGAUUGCUGUUUGAACAAAAAGAAACUACUUGAGGAUACGAACAUCGAAAACUCAGAAUUAUUUACUAAACAUUAUAGAUAUUUUAUACUUAAUUACAAAGAUUAUAUAAAAAUUGAAAAAAUUGUAUAUAUAAAAGAUGAGUUUAUGAAAUAUUAUAAAAUGAAUAAACGAACCUUGAACGAAAAUAAUAUGACCAAAUUACUUUUAUUUUUAUUUUUAAUAAUUAAUAAUAAUUUAACUCAUAAUUACGACGAUGAACGUAAUUCCUUUGUAAAAACAGAAUUAACCAUAAAAAAUAUUGGUUCUGGAAUAUUUAAAUUCAGAAAUAAUAAAGAAAAAGAAAGAUAUUUACGAGACUAUAAAUCUAACCUUCAAAAAGAUUAUAUGCAUGUAAAUGGAAACAAAGAUUACUGGCAUAGUAGAUUAACAAAUAAAUAUUUGGCCGUUAUAUUUAAAGAGCUCUGUCAUUAUAAUUUUCCAAUUCGAAAAAAAAAUAUUAAAAAAUGCUUUAAUAGAUAUGAAUACCCAUUAAAUUAUAGUGACGAUUACUGGAAUUUGUUAACGGAACUUUUGAAUUAUGUACCAUAUGAAAGGCUACUAGCUUGUGAAAUUAUUGGUCAUGAUUUUUUUUCAGAAGGGAAUGAAAAAAUUAAAAACAGUUCUUUAAUAUCAAAAAAUAGUAAUGAUUAUUUAGAUUUGCUUGAUGAUAAAAAUUUCAGUGAGAUAUUAUUAAGAAAUUAUAUACAAGAAAAAAAAGAGAAAAAAUUUGUUUGUAAACCUUUCCAUGAAGAUUUAGACACAGAUGUUGGCAGUUCAGAUAAUGAGACAACACGUGAGAUAAUAACUAUAAAUAGCAAGAAUACGAAAACAGAAAAUUCGGUUAUUCAUUUGGAUGAAAAAAAGAAUUCUAGUAUAAAAACGGAUAAAAAAGAUAUAUUAAAAAUUAAUAAAUUAUUUACAAAUGAAAAAAAUAACUAUGAAACGAAAAAGUUUGUAACAUCUUUAUACGAUGUUAUCCUUCAAAAUUCGAAAAAUAAAUGUGAUUUUUGUUAUAACAUAAAAAAUUGUUUAAAUUAUAAAAAUAUUUUAAAAAAAAUUGAAUCAUUGGAAAAAUGUAUUUUAAAUUUUGAAGACAUUAAGAAGAAAAAUGUGAAAAAUGAAUCUUUAAGAAGAAGUAAACUUUUUUAUCCAAGUCAUAUUUGUAACAAUAUAUACUAUUUUUUAAAUGAAUCAUCCAUAUUUAAUGAGUUAACAAAUUUGGAUAUUUUUAUGAAUAUACAUUUGCCAUUUGAACAUUUGUACUUACCAUUAUGUGAUGAAAAAACAGUUAAAAAUAAAAGCCAAGCUAAUUUUUAUUUUAAACCAAUUUAUUUUUAUUCUUUUCCUUAUAAAAUUAUACAUGCAUGGUACACAGGACCUUUACACAUUUAUUUGAAUCACCCAAAUAUUCCGGAUUAUAUAAAACUUAUAUGUUUGAGAGAAUCAAGUAUUUUAAGAAGAAAAGAAAUUAUUUUUUGGAGUUGUGAAGAUAUCAUAUUAAAAAAUAUAUUAAAAAUUAAAAAACUUUUAAACUGCUCCGAUGAUUUUUUAAGCACGCCUUAUGUGUCACAUGUUAUUGGAAAACAACUAAUCUUAAGGAAGCAAUACCUUUUAAAAUUAUUUAAAAAAAAAAUUGUUGUCUAA
Molecule: messenger RNA, 8538 nt
Organism: Plasmodium malariae
Lineage: Eukaryota; Apicomplexa; Aconoidasida; Haemosporida; Plasmodiidae
Gene: EST
Product: exported serine/threonine protein kinase, putative
Exons: 1
Coding region: 1-8538 (2845 amino acids)
Biological process (GO): protein phosphorylation
Molecular function (GO): ATP binding; protein kinase activity
Source: RefSeq, a predicted model, not a curated record